AAAGAAAAGAAUGCAAUUGUUGACUGCACUUAAAAAAAAAAAAAAAAAAAUUGUUUAGAUGCAUCUAGAAAGCAGAAACCAGAACUAGAAAGGAAGGCAACAGAACAUAAAGUAACUAUUUCGCUCUGCCUAAAACACAUAAUAAAAUGGGAUUUCUAAGGUCAGUGACGACAACAACAAAGACUGCCAUUGCAGCCUCUGCCUUGCCUGUGGCCUUUACUCUCUAUUCCUCUCAAUCUUCAACUCCUAAUCCCAAACCCCAUAACCUCUCUUUUCUCUCAAUCUCCUCUUCUUCCCUUCGCCCUCCAACUCGCUUUGGCCUGGCAAAAAACUUGGCUUCUCCUCCCUCCGCUGUUAAAAUGGAAGCACCCACAUCAGAUCGCAAACACACCCCUCAGGAAGAUGCAGUCUUGCCCGAGCUACUUACAGAAUUCAUGGUGAAUAUGAAGUGUGAAGGUUGUGUUAAUUCUGUCAAGAAUAAGUUGCAGACUGUUAAUGGAGUGAAAAAUGUGGAGGUGGACUUGGGCAAUCAAGUGGUGAGAGUUCUUGGUUCUUCACCAGUAAAAACCCUGACUGAAGCUCUGGAGCAGACAGGUCGGAAAGCCAGGUUGAUUGGCCAAGGAGUCCCUGAAGACUUUCUAGUGUCUGCUGCUGUUGCUGAAUUCAAAGGUCCAGAUAUUUUUGGUGUGGUUCGCUUUGCUCAGGUAAAUAUGGAGUUGGCUAGGAUUGAAGCCAACUUUAGUGGGUUGUCACCUGGGAAACACGGCUGGACUAUCAAUGAGUUCGGUGAUCUGACAAGAGGUGCAGCAAGCACAGGGCAAGUGUAUAAUCCUGCUGAUCAAGAAUCUGGAAAAGAGCCACUUGGCGACCUGGGAACAUUAGAGGUGGAUGAGAAAGGAGAUGCAUUCUUCUCAGGUGUGAAACAGAAGCUAAGAGUUGUUGAUCUUAUUGGGAGAUCAGCGGUGGUAUAUGGAACAGAAGAUAAAUCAAAUGGUUGUCUCACGGCAGCAGUAAUUGCUAGAAGUGCUGGGGUUGGCGAGAACUACAAGAAGGUAUGCACAUGUGAUGGGACCAUCAUAUGGGAAUCAAGUAAUAAAGAUUUUGUCACCAGCAAGGUUUGAUAAUUCUAGUAAACCAACACAUAGUUGAGCAUUUACACAUUUUGUUUUCCUAACGAGGGGUUUGUUGUUUUUUACGUGUAUCAUCUGCUUGAAUGGUUUUGUUAUCUAGUAAAAAUAAUACUAAUAAGCUCGGCCUCUUAUUUGAAUGGCAUUGAUUAUGUUUAUGAACUGUAGACUUUUAUCUAAUAAAAAAAUAAUAAUAAGAGCAGUCCUGAUAUUUUAUACAGAA
This is a messenger RNA of Hevea brasiliensis (rubber tree), 1350 nucleotides long. Its product is annotated as copper chaperone for superoxide dismutase, chloroplastic/cytosolic-like. Gene Ontology annotation, biological process: removal of superoxide radicals. The coding region runs from base 147 to 1121 and encodes 324 amino acids. Gene Ontology annotation, molecular function: superoxide dismutase activity; copper ion binding. The transcript has 6 exons. The record is from RefSeq and is a predicted model, not a curated record. Lineage: Eukaryota; Viridiplantae; Streptophyta; Magnoliopsida; Malpighiales; Euphorbiaceae.